Molecule: messenger RNA, 1460 nt
Organism: Peromyscus maniculatus bairdii (prairie deer mouse)
Lineage: Eukaryota; Metazoa; Chordata; Mammalia; Rodentia; Cricetidae
Product: enoyl-CoA delta isomerase 2
Cellular component (GO): mitochondrion; peroxisome
Molecular function (GO): fatty-acyl-CoA binding; delta(3)-delta(2)-enoyl-CoA isomerase activity
Source: RefSeq, a predicted model, not a curated record
GGCUUUCUGGCCUGAAGUUGCCAGGGGGGUUGUCGCCCGCCCGCGGAGCCGCCCGCUCUGUCACCUGGUCUGGCUAGCAGGACAGAAGGAUACUCCUUUGGCGGUGUCCCAGCUCGAGAGCUCUAAAGAGUGACCUCGAAUGUCCUUCCUCUGCUGAAUCUGGAAGGUCUUCUGCAGGUCUUUAGGUUCCAAGUGGCUCAGGUGCACCUGGGCAGACCAACUAUGAGAGCCAGUCAGCAGGACUUUGAAAAUGCCAUGAACCAAGUGAAACUCUUGAAAAAGGACCCAGGAAACCAAGUGAAGCUUAAACUCUACGCGCUGUAUAAGCAGGCCACAGACGGACCCUGUAAUAUGCCUAAGCCAGGGGUGUUCGACCUAGUCAAUAAAGCCAAGUGGGAAGCAUGGAAUGCACUUGGCAGCCUGCCAAAGGAAACUGCCAGGCAGAACUAUGUGGAUCUGGUGUCCAGUCUGAGUCCCUCAUCUGAAGCCUCUAGCCAGGGAAAGCAUGAAGCCGAUGAGAAAGUCCAGGGGUCUAAGGACAUUGUGGUGACCUCUGAAGAUGGCAUCACGAAGAUCGUGCUCAAUCGACCCACCAAAAAGAAUGCCAUAACUUUCCAGAUGUAUCAGGAUAUUAUACUUGCACUUAAGAAUGCAAGCACAGACAGCUCAGCCAUAACUGCCUUCACAGGAACUGGUGACUACUACUGCAGUGGGAAUGACCUCACUAACUUCACUAGUGCCUCUGGCGGAAAGGAGGAGGCAGCUAGCAGGGGUGCUGUGGUGCUGAGAGAAUUUGUAAACAGUUUUAUAGAUUUUCCCAAGCCUCUGGUUGCAGUAGUAAACGGCCCAGCUGUGGGAAUCUCGGUCACCCUUCUGGGACUGUUUGAUGCUGUCUAUGCAUCUGACAAGGCAACAUUUCAUACUCCGUUCAGCCACCUCGGCCAGAGCCCAGAAGCAUGCUCCUCCUACACUUUCCCAAAGAUAAUGGGUUCAGCAAAGGCAACUGAGAUGCUUCUCUUUGGCAAGAAGCUCACAGCAAGAGAGGCUUGGGCUCAAGGCCUUGUCACUGAAGUUUUUCCGGAAAGCACCUUUGAGAACGAAGUCUGGACCAGGCUGAAAGCCUAUGCGAAGCUCCCGCCAAACUCCAUGAGAAUUUCCAAGGAGUUAAUCAGAAAAAAUGAGAAAGAAAAGCUCCACGCCAUUAAUGCCGAAGAGUGCACUACCCUCCAAGCACGGUGGCUGUCAGAGGAAUGCAUCAAUGCACUCAUGAACUUCAUGUCCAGAAAAGCAAAGCUGUGAAGACCACCGCAGUAGUUAGACUUCACAGAGGAAGGGUGUGCUGCGAGUUCCGGUUUCCGGUAUUUGAACAACACACACUGCACUGUGUCUUUUCCUUGACUAACAGCAAUUAUGUUGAGAAUGACACACAGCACUGACAAAUAAAAACUUUCAUAAAUCAA